GCAACGUAUACUAGGUACUCGAUGCUAUGCAUCAAUCCGUCAACAGUCAAGGAACCGUUACUAAUUGCACUGACUCUUUAGUUUCUGGCCAUAGCCAUAUAAAAUAUAUCAACCAUCUUAUGAAGCCUUAUGUUAUUGAGAGUUGAUUCUCUUUGGCACUCAUACGUGAUUUUAGACAACAGAAAUUGGAAUGAGUCAUACCGGAGGUAAUAUGGCAAUUGGUAUCGACUGAGGGACGACGUAUUCGUGUGUUGGGUACUGGAAACACGACAGGGUUGAGAUCAUAACGAAUGACCAAGGCAAAGGAACCACCCGGUCUUAUGUAGCUUUUACUGAUGAAGAACGUCUCGUUGGCGAUGCAGCUUUCAACCAAGUUGCGCUGAAUCCCGUCAACACCGUUUUCGAUGCUAAGAGAUUGAUUGGGAGAAAAUACAGCAACGAGUCUGUUCAGAGUAACAUUAAACUCUGGCCAUUCAAAGUCAUCCCCGACGAUCAGGACAAUCCGAUGAUUGAAGUUACCUACAAAGGUGAACAAAAGCAAUUUGCAGCAGAGGAAAUUUCCUCCAUGGUGUUAGCAAAGAUGAAGCAGAUUGCCGAGACGUACAUUGGGUCAACCGUUAAUAAUGCGGUUAUUACAGUCCCUGCCUAUUUCACUUAUUUUCAGCGUAGGGCAACACAGGAUGCCGGAGAGAUUGCCGGUAUUAAGGUAUUAAGUAUCCUCAAUGAACCUACUGUUGCUGCUAUUGCGUACUAUGUCGACAAUCAGUUCAGCAUCAAGGGAAAAAGGAACCUUCUGAUCUUUGAUCUUGGGGGUGGUACUCUUGAUGUUUCAGCUCUCACCAUUGAAAAUGGUCGCAUUGAAGUGAAAGCUAUUGUUGGUGAUACUCACCUUGGUGGGGAAGACUUUGACAAUAGGAUGGUGAACCACUUCAUUAAGGAAUUCAAGCGGAAACACGAAAAGGAUAUCAGUGACAAUCCGAGAGCAAUCAAGAGGUUAAGAACGAAAUGUGAAAGGGCAAAGAGGAUCCUCUCAUCUUCUGCCCUGACAAGAAUUGAGAUUGAUUCAGUGUACGAAGGCAUUGAUUUUUCAGCACCAAUCACCCGAGCAAAAUUCGAGGAAUUGAACUCAGAUUUAUUUAUCAAGUCCAUGGAGGCAGUAGAGAAGUGUUUGGCAGAUGCCCGUAUGAGUAAGAAUGAUGUGGAUGAUGUUGUGUUGGUGGGUGGCUCGAGCAGGAUUCCACGAGUCCAAAAAAUGUUGAAAGACUUGCUAAAUGGCAAGGAGUCUUGCAAGAACAUCAACCUAGAUGAAGCGGUUGCUUACGGCGCAGCUGUUCAGGCAGCAUUCUUCAGCGGCCAGUGUAGUGCCAAGGUUCAGGAGCUUGUGCUUGUGGAAGUCACUCCAUUAUCCCUAGGUAUAGAAGUGAUAGGAGAAGUCAUGGUUGUAGUGAUUCCUCGGAACACCCCCACCCCUUCCCGAAAGACAUCAAAGCAUAGUACUGCAUUGGACAACCGAACAGCCACAGUAUUUAAAGUGUUCGAAGGAGAAAGAGCCAGAUCAACGAACAACAAUUUGUUGGGUCAAUUCGAGCUCACAGGCAUUCAAAUAGCCCCAAGGACAGUUCCUGAACUCGAAGUCAGCUUUGAUUUGCAAGCCAAUGGAAUUUUGAAUGUCUCAGCACGGGAUAAAAUCACAUUGGCAGAGAACAGCAUCAGCAUCACUAGGGGAAGACUAUCAAGGGAUGAAAUAGAUAAGAUGGUAGAGGAAGCCAACCAGUUCAAAACCGAGGAUGAAAAACACCGGAAGAAGUAUGAAGCGAUGUGUGCAUUUGUGAAUUACUUUUGUCAGAUGAGGGAUAACAUAGAUAAAGGCAGCAUGUCCGGCCCUGACAGAAAGAAAGCUACAGAUGCAAUAAGGAAGGCUUUCCAGUGGGUGGACAACUUGAAUGAACAGAGAAAGCUUGCUGAAGUUCAUGAAUACGAGGCAAAGAGAAAGGAACUUGUUGCUUCUUAUCUUGAAACUAAGGGCUGACUGAACAACUUAGAGCUAUAAUGGUAUGCUUCAUUUUUUUUUUCCUUUUCUGCUAAAAAAACUUAAGGCCAAUUGUUAUUUGCUAUUUUGUUUGAAUGUUAGUCCCGGUUUUCAUUCUACACGAUUCAUGAUCAGCAACUCGUGUGAGAUUAAUGGUUUAAUCAAU
Molecule: messenger RNA, 2195 nt
Organism: Oldenlandia corymbosa var. corymbosa
Lineage: Eukaryota; Viridiplantae; Streptophyta; Magnoliopsida; Gentianales; Rubiaceae
Source: the annotation of a GenBank genome assembly